AUGUACUCCACAUAUACCACAGCUGAACGCCAUGGUUACAGUGUGCAAUUUUCAACAUUUGAAACAGAUCGACUACUGCUUGCAACAAGCCAACUUUAUGGUUUAGCAGGCGGCGGUUCUUUAUUUCUUUUACAGAAUCUUCCCAACAACAAGGGUCUUACCGAGGUGGCACGUCUCGAAUGGUCUGAUGGUCUGUUUGAUGUAGCUUGGUGUCCAUACGGCAACAAUAUCGCCUGUACCGCUUCGGGUGAUGGUUCAUUGCAAAUCUGGUCUGGUCUCGAUGGGGCUUUCGAUGCCUUGGAAACGGCAAACUGUGUGAAAGUGCCCCAGAAACCAGUUAUGUGUUUGCGUGAACAUAAAAACGAGGUAUACAGUGUGGAUUGGAGUGAAAAAUGGAAUUAUCAUCAGAUACUGUCGGGCAGUUGGGAUGGUGCGAUUAAGUUGUGGGAUUGUAAUCGCCAGAAGUCGGUAGCCACCUAUAUGGGUCACUCCGAUCUGAUAUAUAGUGCAAAAUUCUCACCCUUAGUGGCAAAUAUUUUUGCUAGCGUAGGUACCGAUGGUUUAUUAAACUUAUGGAAUUCUUUUGAUUUUUCAGGUAAACCUUUGAUGUGCGUUAAGGCGGCCCAUGACAGUGAAAUCUUAUCGUUGGACUGGAGCCAGUACGAUCGCAAUGUCUUGGUGACGGGUGGUGCUGAUGGCUUGGUGCGCGGUUGGGAUUUAAGGAAUAUGCGCCAGCAUGUAUUUGAAUUGUUUUCCGGAGAAUUUGCCGUAAGACGUUUGGCGUUUUCGCCUCAUAAGGCUUCGGUGUUGGCUUCAGCAAAUUAUGAUUUUACCACUAGAAUUUGGGACUUUGGUGUUUCAGCAGAUGCCAUUGAGGUACAUGAACAUCAUACUGAAUUCGUUUGUGGUCUAGACUGGAAUGCCAAUACACCACAUCAGUUAGUAGACUGUGGCUGGGAUAGUGUGGUCAAUGUGUUUACACCCAAAACCUUAAAACUGUGAACUGCAGACACCAAAGAAUUGACUUGAAUCAAUCAAUAUGGCCUUAAACUGUAAAUAGUAUUGAAGAAGGAUGAAACAGAUAUAGAAAAAAACACACACAAAAUACAAAAACACAAGUGUGAUAAUAACCAAUGUGCCAGCAAAGUGCGCCAUCAAGCCGAUUAACUAUCACGUAGUAACGUUCGAUACGUUACACAACAAACGAUAUUUACACCA
Calliphora vicina (urban bluebottle blowfly) is the source of this 1218-nucleotide messenger RNA. RefSeq names its product Peroxin 7 (gene Pex7). Gene Ontology annotation, biological process: protein import into peroxisome matrix. Gene Ontology annotation, molecular function: protein binding. Bases 1 to 1002 code for a protein of 333 amino acids. The record is from RefSeq and is a predicted model, not a curated record. NCBI's taxonomy places the organism in Eukaryota, Metazoa, Arthropoda, Insecta, Diptera, Calliphoridae. The transcript has 3 exons. Gene Ontology annotation, cellular component: peroxisomal matrix; cytosol.